Molecule: messenger RNA, 1526 nt
Organism: Eucalyptus grandis
Lineage: Eukaryota; Viridiplantae; Streptophyta; Magnoliopsida; Myrtales; Myrtaceae
Product: 50S ribosomal protein L3-2, mitochondrial
Exons: 5
Coding region: 125-1060 (311 amino acids)
Biological process (GO): translation
Cellular component (GO): mitochondrial large ribosomal subunit; ribosome
Molecular function (GO): structural constituent of ribosome
Source: RefSeq, a predicted model, not a curated record
CUUCUUCUGCUUCCCCAUUACUCUCUCUCUCUCUCUAGUGUACGCAAGCCCUUCCAUGUCGGCACUCACCGCUCGCAGUCGACGCCCAUAACUUCUCGGCGCCUUCGCAGUCGGAGUAACUCCCAUGGCCAUGUCGGCCCUCUCGAGAGGCCUCAUUUCUCGCUUCCGAGCUCUCUCCAUCCUCAACCCCACCUCGUCGUCUUGCGCUGAGCACUGGGUCAGGAGGUUCAGCGCGGAGGCGGCCCUGCUCACCCCGGAUUCGGCCCGCGUGAUCGAGGCGGCCCCGGGCGUGAUGGGUCCCACCUCGAGGCGGACGGGGAUCAUAGCGGUGAAGUGCGGGAUGACGGCGCAGUGGAACAAAUGGGGCGCGAGGGUCCCCUUGUCCGUGCUCUGGGUCGACGACAACAUCGUCUGCCAGGUGAAGACUGUCGAGAAAGAAGGCUUCUUUUCUCUACAGAUUGGUUGCGGGCAGAAGAAAGAAAAGCAUUUGACGAAACCAGAAGUGGGUCAUUUUAGAUCUCAAGGAGUUCCAAUGAAGAGGAAAUUGAGAGAGUUUCCAGUGACAGAAGAUGCACUCCUACCUGUUGGUACAUCACUUGGUGUUCGCCAUUUUGUCCCAGGACAACAUGUGGAUAUCCAAGGAAUUACGAUGGGCAAAGGAUUUCAGGGUGGGAUGAAAAGAUGGGGAUUUAAAGGAAUGCCAGCUUCUCAUGGUGCAUCACUGUCACAUCGAAGUCUUGGUUCUACUGGUCAGAGAGAUGCUCCCGGGAAGGUUUUCAAAGGCAAGAAAAUGGCUGGUCGAAUGGGUGGAAAGCGACGAACUGUAAAAAACGUGUUUGUCUACAGAGUAGAUCCCGCAAGGAACUUGAUGUGGGUGAGAGGCCAAGUCCCAGGUGCAGAGGGAAAUUUUGUGUUUAUAAAGGAUGCUGUGUACAAGAAACCAGACAUAUCGACCCUUCCUUUCCCAACAUAUUUUACCCCAGAGGAUGAAGACACAACAAGCUUGGAACCUCUGAUUGCCGAUCUUGGAGAAGUCGACCCAUUCAUGGUGGCAGAUUGAUUCAAUUGCGAUUUUUAUAUCCUCUAACGGAUGGAUCAGCAUUUUUGUCAGGAUAGACAACUCUUGUACCUGAGCUGUUUAGGUCAGUGGUACCAGGCAUCACUUUCUGGUAAUAGAAUCGUUCUUGCAAAUCGAUUAUAUCCCGUUCAUCCCUGGAAGGGCAGCUUCAGAGAAUGUGAGGUUUUUCUUCUUUUUAUUGCUGGGAUUAUUGUGUCUAUAUUUAGCACUGGUCUUCUCAUUUCGAAAUAAAGGAGUGAAAAAAUGAGGAAUUAUGGCUUUCACCAGGUCUUUUUUUUUUUUUUUGCGGCUGCUGACUUAUUACGUGGAUAUUCAGAUGGUGAAAUUAACUUCUUUUUUUGUGUUAGGAGAAAACAAAGCAAUCGAUUGUGUACUUGUAGACGGUCUGGCUGAACGAAAGUCUUGUUGAAUAUGUAGCAAAUGAGUGCAAUUCAGCUUCUCGGCUAAA